Messenger RNA from Dioscorea cayenensis subsp. rotundata (Guinea yam), 1760 nucleotides. Its product is annotated as beta-glucosidase 18-like. The coding region runs from base 154 to 1686 and encodes 510 amino acids. Gene Ontology annotation, molecular function: beta-glucosidase activity. Lineage: Eukaryota; Viridiplantae; Streptophyta; Magnoliopsida; Dioscoreales; Dioscoreaceae. The transcript has 12 exons. Gene Ontology annotation, biological process: carbohydrate metabolic process. The record is from RefSeq and is a predicted model, not a curated record.
AAACAUCAAUGAUGAACAUGCGAAAAAGGCAGAGCUUACGUGACCUCUCAAAGUCUGACAUCUCAACAACCAAUAAUUCAUCUCCUGUUUUCAACUUUUUUUUUUCAUCAAAAUUCCAUCUUCAUCAUCCAUUCAAUUGAAGCUUUUGAAGCCAUGGCAAUGACAUUAACACUAGCAUCAUCACUGGUUUUAUUUCUUCACUUCAUCUCAUCCAUUGCUAGCAUUGAUAGGUCUCAGUUCCCCAAUUCUUUCCUCUUUGGAGUUGCUACUUCUUCUUAUCAGAUUGAAGGUGCUGCUUUGGAAGAUAACAAAGGUGCAAGCAAUUGGGAUGUUUUCACUCAUUUACCAGGAAAAAUUGAUGAUGGGAGUAAUGGAGAUGUUGCUGAUGACCAUUAUUGCUUAUAUGAGGAUGAUGUUGAGUUGAUGCAUUCUCUUGGGGUAAAUUCAUAUCGGUUUUCGAUCUCAUGGUCCAGAAUUCUUCCAAGAGGCAGGUUUGGACAGAUAAAUGAACUUGGAGUAGCAUUUUACAACAAACUUAUAAAUUCAUUAUUGAGCAAAGGAAUUCAACCAUUUGUUACACUAAGUCAUUAUGAUAUUCCUCAAGAACUUGAAGAUCGAUACGGUGCUUGGUUGAGUUCAGAAGUACAACAAGAUUUCGGAUAUUAUGCUGAGAUAUGUUUCAGAGAAUUUGGUGACAGAGUUAAGCAUUGGGUGACAUUGAAUGAACCGAAUCUCUGGCCAAAGUUCGGCUAUAUGCUGGGGACUUACCCUCCUGGUCGUUGUACUCGGCCAUUUGGAAACUGUGAUUUUGGAGAUUCAACAAUUGAACCUUACAUUACUGCUCAUAAUAUGAUACUUUCUCAUGCCAUUGCAAUUAGUAAUUACAAAAAAAAUUAUCAGAUGAAACAAGAAGGUGUAAUUGGGAUUGUGUUGUAUGCUAAGUGGUAUGAACCAUUUAGAAACAUUACUGCAGAUCAUAUAGCAGCUAAAAGGGCUCUGACUUUUUCUUUAGACUGGUUUCUUGAUCCUGUAAUCUUCGGUGAUUAUCCUCCUGAUAUGAAAGCAUUCUUCUCAUCGAGAUUACCAGAAUUUACUGAUCAAGAGAAGAAAAUGCUGCAACUCAAAAUAGAUUUCAUUGGGUUGAAUCACUACACUACCAUUUAUGCUCAAGAUUGCAAGUUUUCCUGUGAAGUGGCGACUUCUGAUGGGAAUGCAAUGGUGAUCACCACCACAGAAAGAAAUGGUCAGUCCAUCGGUGAACCGACCCCAAUGCCGUAUUUCUAUGUAGUCCCUGAUGGUCUACAGAAGUUGGUUAUGUAUAUUAAGGAAAGAUACAACAAUACACCAAUCUAUGUAACCGAAAAUGGGUAUGCACAAUGCAGCAACAAUAGUGUACUGAAGCAAGCUUUACUCAAUGAUACAGAUAGAGUAGAUUUCCUCCAAAGUUACCUCACUUCUCUCACUAAAGCCAUAAGGCAAGGAGCUGAUGUAAGGGGAUACUUUGUAUGGUCUCUAAUAGACAACUUUGAAUGGACAUUUGGUUAUGGAAUGAGGUUUGGUCUGUAUCAUGUGGAUUACAGUACACAGAAAAGAACUCCGAAAUUUUCGGCGAAAUGGUACCGGAGAUUUCUCACUGGUCCGGUGAUGUUUCACAAUAAAAACUUGGAAACACUAGCUUUCGAGUAAUGUUUAUAUGUGUAGUUUUAUUUUUGAUGUAUAGGUUUCAUGCAUAUGAAUUUUAUGAUCAGUCAUUGCCCCAA